Messenger RNA from Vicia faba (fava bean), 582 nucleotides. NCBI's taxonomy places the organism in Eukaryota, Viridiplantae, Streptophyta, Magnoliopsida, Fabales, Fabaceae. The record is from the annotation of a GenBank genome assembly.
AUGAAAGAAGUGGUAAGAAAAGAGGCACUCAAAUUUCUUGAGGCGGGUAUGAUUUAUUCGACUUCUAAUAGUUCUUGGGUUAGCCCGAUGCAUGUAGUUGCAAAGAAAGGGGGAAUGACUAUAGUGCAAAAUGAAAAGAAUGAACUAAUUCCAAUCCAUACUGUAACGGGGUGGAGAAUGUGCAUUGAUUAUCGCAUGUUAAAUCUGGCUACUAGGAAAUACCACUUUCUCUUUCAUGCAAUUUACUAUACCAUCAAAGUUCUAAAUGAAAAUCAAGUAAAUUACAUAACUACGGAAAAAGAAUUGUUGCAUGUGGUAUUUGCAUUGGAAAAAUUUCGCCCUUAUCUAAUUGGUUCAAAAGUUAUUAUUUAUACAAAUCAUGCAGUUUUGAAAUAUAUAUUAGACAAGAGUGACUCAAAGAUUGGAUUGUUGAGAUGGGUGCUACUACUCCACGAAUUUGAUUUAGAAAUUAAAGAUGAAAAGGGAGUAGAGAAUGUAGUGGCUGAUCAUUUUUCCAGGUUGGAGAAUGCAGAAGUGAUAAAGAAAGAAAAAAUCAUUAAAGAAAAAUUCCCAGAUGAAUAA